CUCAAUCAACAAGCAGCCGCAAAAGAACAUUCUUGCUGUAGCCGCAGAGCUAAAGCUUUAAUUUGAUCGUAUAGCUGGUUAAGGUUCCAUGGCGACGAUCAGUCCUUUGCUACUUCCUCUCGCCCUCCUGGCUCUUCUAGCAGCUAGCUCUGCAGCAGUGGCUCAGCUGGAGAUCGGCUUCUACAGCAAGACAUGCCCGCAAGUCGAGGAGAUCGUCCGGGAGGAGAUGGUCAAGAUCAUCGCCGCCGCGCCCAGUCUCGCCGGCCCGCUCCUCCGGCUCCAUUUCCACGACUGCUUUGUCAAUGGCUGUGACGCCUCUGUCCUGCUCGAGUCUACCGAGGGCAACGUGGCGGAGAAGGACGCCAAGCCGAACAAGAGCCUGCGUGGGUUCGGCUCAGUGGAGCGCGUGAAGGCCAAGCUCGAGGCCGCCUGCCCAGGCGUCGUCUCCUGCGCCGACGUCCUCACCCUCAUGUCCCGCGACGCCGUCGUGCUCGCCAAGGGUCCCAACUGGCCGGUGGCGCUAGGCAGGCGAGACGGCAAGGCGUCCAGCGCCACGGAGGCCAGCCACGAGCUUCCCCCAGCCUACGGCGACAUCCCUCUGCUUGUCAAGAUCUUCGCCUCCAAAGGGCUCAACCUCAAGGACCUCGUCGUCCUCUCCGGUGCCCACACCCUCGGCACGGCGCACUGCCCGUCCUAUGCCGACCGCCUCUACAACGCCACCGGCACGGACGUCGAUCCGUCCCUGGACAGCGAGUACGCCGACAAGCUGAGGCUCAAGUGCAAGAGCCUCGACGACCAGAGCAUGCUGUCGGAGAUGGACCCCGGGAGCUACAAAACCUUCGACAGCAGCUACUACGGCCACGUCGCGAAGCGGAGGGGCCUCUUCCGCUCCGACGCGGCGCUUCUCACCGACGACACCACCAGGGACUAUGUUCAGCGCGUCGCCACAGGGAAGUUCGACGCCGAGUUCUUCAAGGACUUCAGCGAGUCCAUGAUCAAGAUGGGCAACGUCGGCGUGCUCACAGGGGCCGAAGGAGAGAUCAGGAAGAAGUGCCACGUCCUCAACUAGCGCUUUGCUUGAUUUUUUAACUGCUCGAGAUUGUGCAUGUUCCUUAUUCAUUGUAGUGCGUGAUUAAUCCUUCAUUCCUUCUAAGUAAUUAAUAUAUGGAGUAAAUCAUUACUUU
Lolium perenne is the source of this 1184-nucleotide messenger RNA. Its product is annotated as peroxidase 1-like. Gene Ontology annotation, biological process: response to oxidative stress; hydrogen peroxide catabolic process. The record is from RefSeq and is a predicted model, not a curated record. Gene Ontology annotation, molecular function: heme binding; peroxidase activity. Lineage: Eukaryota; Viridiplantae; Streptophyta; Magnoliopsida; Poales; Poaceae.